UUAUACAUCAUCGUGCUUUAGAAAUGUUAUUUGAAGUAUUAUCCGAAUUAAGUACAAGAUUAUUAUCUGCAGGACGUAAACAAUUUUCAGAUAUUGCACCUCAUGUCUUUCAAACAGUUGCUCAGAUUUACUUGGUUUAUGUUGAUCGUACAUUAGCUCAAUUAACUAAUCCUGUUAAUGAAACGUCUUUGUUAGCUGAAUUGAAUAUCGUUUCUAUUUGUGUAAAAUGCUUAAAGAUCUUGACUGUUAGUGGAAUUAAAGAUGUUCAUAAAUAUGACGAAACAAGAGUAAAGUAUAAAUUACAUUAUAUACAUGUAAGCUAACUUUCUUUUUCUCUCUAGACAUUUAUUGAAAUUAGUCGUAAACAUUUAGAACAAUACAUGGAAUGUCGAAAUAUAUUAAUUCAAUUAUUAAAUGGUAAUCAAAGUAAAAUUAAACAAGAGUUGGAAACUACUAUUGAAGAUUAUGGCGCAUUAUAUUUGGGUUUACAAAAGACACAUCCCAUUUCCGCCACAUUAUGUCCAGCUUGGUUAGAUAUUAUUCGUUAUUACUGGCAACAUAUCACGAUGGAGGGGCCACGGAUUAUAACAGGUCAAUCCACCUUAUUCGAAGCCUUUUUAUUACAAGGAUUAUUACUUGUGAAGGAAACAAUUAAAUAUGCGUCAAGUAAACAAAAGAUAGAUGAUGAUAUCUUGUUGUCAGUGACAGAGGAAGAAAAGGAAUUAACAAUUGAAUCCCAUCGUUUAAUCCAUCAGCACUUUUUAACACCCGAGUUUGUGAGUAGAUGUGCAGAAACACUUGUAAGUCAAUACAUGUUAUUGACACCGCGCGAUUUUCAAAAAUGGGAAGAAGAUCCUGAAGGAUGGGCUAAUGAUUUGGAUUCUGAGAAUUGGGAGUUUGAAUUAAGACCCUGUGCAGAAAUGACAUUUAUGAGUUUAUUAAAUAAUUAUAAAGAUCAAUUGAUUCCCAUUUUAUUGAAUUUAGUUGAACGAGUUGCAACGGUGACAGAUCAACCAUCAUUAUUAUUUAAAGAUGCAGUUUAUGGAGCCAUUGGAUUAGGAGUUCACUCCUUAUAUGGAAGGCUUGAUUUUGAACCCUUUGUGAUGAAUCGCUUAGUUGUGGAAUUAAGAGAAAAUAAAGAGAAUCCUAAUUUCAGAAUAUUGCGACGUCGUAUUGGUUGGAUGUUGGGUAAAUGGGUCAAUGAAGGGAUAAGUGCUGAUUGUCGAAAAGUGAUUUAUGAAAUAUUAUUGGAAUUGAUGGCAGAGAAUGAAGAUUUAGUAGUUCGAUUGACAGCUGCUAAUGGAUUGAAACAAGCAGUUGAUGAUUGGGAUUUCGACAUUAGUAUUGUUUUACCCUAUUUGGGUACUGCCAUGUCACUUUUGAUGAAUUUAUUAAAUCAAGUAGAAGAGUCAGAUACGAUAAUGAAAUUAAUUUCUUAUCUCAAUGCUAUUAUGGAUAGAACAGGAUCUGAUAUGAUACCUUAUGCAGGACAAAUUAUUCAAUUACUAACACCCUUAUGGAGUCCAACUAUAGAGCCUUUACUUCAAUCGUCACUUGUUGUUACAUUUACCAAGAUAACUAGUAUUCUUAAUGAACAAUCGACUCAAUUACAUACUAUUCUUAUACCAAUUAUAAGAUAUUGCACAGAUCGUAAUAAUGAAGCACAUAUCUACUUGUUAGAAGAUUCUUUGGACCUUUGGUGGACCAUGUUACAAACAAGCCCACAUAGUAGUUCUGAAAUAAUGUCACUUUUAUUUACAGCAUUAGAAUUAUUAGACUAUGAUACAGAGAAUUUAAGAAAGAUAUUAAAGAUUAUUGAAAGUUAUCUUCUUUUAGAUCCUCAAACGACCUUACAACAUAGUCUUAUUUUAUUUACCAAAUUAGCUUCCAAGAUUGAAAAUGCAAGAGAACAUGUAGUAUCUUAUAUUGUACAUACAACUGACUUGGCAUUACAAAGUGGACCUUUACAAAUCUAUGGAGAAUCACUAGUACAAUCAGGAUUAUUAACUCGUAUAUUAACUGUUUUAGUAGAAGAAAAGAUGUAUGGUUAUACAGUCAUGAAUUAUAUGAAUAUAUUCUCUCGACUAUCCAUUUAUGACGCCAGUUUUGUUAUUCAAGUAAUUCAGUUAGUAGGUCAACAACGAGGAGAAGAUGAAAACUUUUUAGGCCAUGUAUUCGAUACAUGGUUAGAUAAAGUAAGAUAGGUUUUAAACACAUGAAUGAUGAGAAUGGCUUGGUUAAUAAGAUUCAAAAGUUUGAUAAUCUUAGUCAAACAAGAGCAAGAAAAUUAGCAUGUUUAGGUUAUACAAAUUUAAUAUUAACUGGAAAUCCUGUUAUAUUGAACAGAUUAAACACUAUGAUGGCAAUUUGGAGUGAUAUUGGAUUAGAAUUAAAAGAAUCAGACGAAACAGAGUAAGCCUAUUAUUUUAUUUUCGAGUUAAAUCUAAAGGCUUACUUAAAUCUCCCGUCCCUUUUUCUUUCUAGUGUUCUUUACAGUGAAGUAGAUAUGGAAGGAGAUA
Cokeromyces recurvatus is the source of this 2519-nucleotide messenger RNA. RefSeq names its product armadillo-type protein. The transcript has 6 exons. Bases 381 to 2204 code for a protein of 607 amino acids. The record is from RefSeq and is a predicted model, not a curated record. Gene Ontology annotation, biological process: protein import into nucleus. NCBI's taxonomy places the organism in Eukaryota, Fungi, Mucoromycota, Mucoromycetes, Mucorales, Mucoraceae. Gene Ontology annotation, cellular component: nuclear envelope; cytosol.